Cyclocybe aegerita is the source of this 1128-nucleotide messenger RNA. The record is from the annotation of a GenBank genome assembly. NCBI's taxonomy places the organism in Eukaryota, Fungi, Basidiomycota, Agaricomycetes, Agaricales, Hemipholiotaceae.
AUGAGCGUCACUUGCUUGCGUCUGUGGACGCGAACACAUUGCCACGGCAGAAUAAAGCUCCUCACAGUCUCUGCCAAGAAGCCGUUGCCUUCAAGUUCUACCCGGACAUAUUCUAUCCAUCAUAAUAUUGACUUUGGAAACACAAAGUCCGACCUGCUCACUGAGUCAGUGGGUGCAAGGAAGGGAUCGGAACCGAAGCAUGAUCAUGUUGGGCCUUUCCAACUCGGUCUUUCUCAGUCGGCGUUGCGGAAGGGAGAAAAGAUCAAAAAAUGGUCGGAGCUUAGUACCGGAGGAAAGGUAAUGCGCACGACGGCGCGUACCACGAACCUCGGUGUCAUACUCCUUGGUGCAGGGCUUUCAGCUCUGUUAAUCUACUCUCUGACAUCUGAACUCUUCUCGAGGAAUUCUCCUACCGUUCUGUACGGUGACGCUUGCGAGCGGAUAAAGCAAUCGAGCAAAAUUGCCAAAUACCUGAAUGCACCAUUGACAUUUCAUAACAACCCUCCUUCAUCUGUUCGGCCGCGACACCGGAACCGACAUGUAACGUCCAAAGUCAUGGUAGACACUCACGGCCAAGAACACAUGAUCAUGACGUUCUACGUGCAAGGUCGGCCAGAAGGCGAAGCACCACCUUCAGACGACUCGUACCUCCAAAUCCUUUCUACGUGGUUCCAGGGUAAGACCGCGGACCUGUCCGAUCUAUCCUUUGACGAAGCCGUGGAAUGGUCUAAGGAGAGUACUCAAAACAUUUGGGACAAGUCGGUGCGCGCGUUCAAGUAUCUGUCGGGUGCCCCGUUACCUCCGCCUCCCCUUCCUCCCCUUCCAACAUCGGAAAAGCAGGAGAUUGCCAAAAAGCAGGAGAGCAGUGCAUGGAGAUUCGCUGGAAUAUUCUCCUCCUUGAGAUCACCCAAAGGCCCCACUGCGGAGUCACCUGCGCGACAAAUGGAUAGACAUUUCACGGAGGGUGAAGUGCAUGCCGACCUCGUCAAGAACCAAGACGGCUAUUUCGUCUUCCGAUACCUUCUCGUGGACAUUCCGAGUUCGCGAGAUUACAAUCCUGUGAGAAUAUUCGUGGAACGACAGCCAGGAGUCAGAGAUAAUGUGCCUGUCAUGCGAUGGAUCUCAUAA